Molecule: messenger RNA, 6384 nt
Organism: Pieris rapae (cabbage white)
Lineage: Eukaryota; Metazoa; Arthropoda; Insecta; Lepidoptera; Pieridae
Exons: 8
Coding region: 548-2737 (729 amino acids)
Biological process (GO): regulation of transcription by RNA polymerase II
Cellular component (GO): nucleus
Source: RefSeq, a predicted model, not a curated record
UUUGCAAUUUUCAGAAGAUGGCGCUAAACAAGCUUUUAAAAUCCAAAUCGGCCACCAUUGUUGCGAUUGAAUCUUGUGCUAAGGUUUGUGAAGUUUUCAGUUUUCCUGUAAUAUUUAAUCGUUUUUGAGAUUGCACGUGAAGUGGUAUGAUAGUGAAUAAAAUGAAAUUUAAUAACAAAUCCUUAAAGUAACCUCCAGAGCAUAUUUUAAAACACUAAACGCGUUCAAAAUGUCACGCGAAGUGAGCAUCACAUUCGUGAGUACCAUACUUCGCUCGAACUCGAUGUGAUAUAUAUGAAAAUAACGUGACGAAAACAAUAAAUUAGUGUAGUUAUUAUAAUGCAACGUUUAUAACUGAUGUUGGUGCAUUUUGUGACAAGCGUGUGUCGAUGAAAACAUUUCAGAAUUUUCUGUACACGUCGUAAGGAAUCGCAGUUACGCGAGUGAGGGCUUGUAACUCGCCGGUAUCAUUAUGGUGGACUGAAGGAGUGUGGUGUACAAUAGGAGUUGAAUAAGUCGUUACAGUGCCCUCGGGGCUUUGCACAGGAUGUCUGGUGGCUCGCAACAUAACCCAAAUGGGAGGCAGUCGCAACUAGGAUCCAGUUGGAGUCCUUUACAGUUACAGGUGGCGAACCUGUUGGCUCGGGCGCCUCAAGCGCACAUGGCUUCAGAAAGGGGUGUCACAUGGCACACACCCACUCCACCGCCCCAUCUCUAUCAUGUACCAGCGCCUUCGCCUCCUGAUCCUCUUCAAAUGAUACAAUUGCAGGCAAUGAAAGCGGGCGGCAACGCGGUAUUUCGACACACGGCGACGCCGCCCGACCUCUACCGACAUACUCCUACGCCGCCGGACAAACAUCUUAUGAGACACACUCCAUCACCUGGUGAUGUGAAGGCUGGAUCGGGGAUACCUCCAGUUGACUUGUAUCCACAUUUGGGUCCUGGGCGAGUUUCAGAAAAACUUGUCCGAGCUGAAGAAUUAUUGGCAUACGCCCGUGGCGGUGUUGACUUGACGGUGGGGUCUCGGGGGUCCAACGGAUCGCCCCAUGCCCCAGCUCUAUCGGUGCGAGAUGCACCGACAAUAAACAGCCUUAUAGCCCGCGCAGCGCCACGUCCGUCUCACGCGAGGGUUGAUGCCCUUCUGGAGAGAUUAUCUGCACCUGCCCCUUCGUCGCCUCAUUCUGUGAUUGUCCAUUCUAGGGCGGCCCCUACGCCUUCGCCCCCAUCUUCUAAUGAGGAUUCGGCUGACUCCUGUGGAGCUCCUCCAGGUUCAAAGCGGAAAAGGAAACCGGAACGCACGAUACGAGUACCCAUUCCACCUCCGCCGUCGGAUAUGCCACGUCCUUUGCCCAUACAAAAUGGAGACACUCACAACGGGCCCGAGAAACCAGUAAAACAAAAUGAACCAGACAAACAGGACAAACAAGACAGACCGGAAAAGCCACCCACGCCCGAAAUGCCAGAACCACACGCCAGAAGAAAAACCCGCGCCGACUCCUCGGAAACAAUAGACGAUAUCGCAGCCCUGAUAGCCAACACGGAAAGAAGAGAUAUCCCCACUGAACCGUUCCCGGAACCAGAAACGCCCAUCACUAUUGACAAACUCAAAAGUGUCCUAGCUAGUCCCGAACCGGAGAAAUCGCCAGUAAAAACACCCCCCAAGUCCCCACCUAAAUCCCCACCGAAGUCGCCAAAAGAACAAAAAGAAAAAUCGCCACCGAAGAAGGAAGAAAUAGAACCGCCGCCGACAGCAGCAGCACCUAGACGCAGGAGCGCCAGAACAAACUCGGAAUCGACGAACGUUCCAGUGGAAUCACCCUCGGAGGCGAAACCGGCUGAACCCGAAGCCAGCGAAACGAAAACUGCGGAACCCACAUCGGCGUUCGUGGAAGUCGAGAAUCAAAUGGAGAAAAUGUUUGGUGGUGUUGAGGAACCUGCUAAAUCUAAAGCUGAGGAAAAGGCUACUACUAAACCGAAGAAAAGACGGAAAUCUGCACCUACGAAAGGUGAGAAAAAGGCCUCCAAGCGCUCUAGUAGGCGAUCGACGGGGGAUGAAGGGCCAAGAAGGAAGGUAGCGAGGAAAAAGGGGACAAGUAAGAAAGAGGCUUUGAAGGACGCGUAUGACUCGGGGAGUAAUGCCAGCUCCAGUCGGUCAAGGGGACCUUACAUUCAGAUCGUAGGGCCGAGAGACUCCCCAGUAUCAGUAGCAGUGGUUAACGCAACGGCGACAGAAGACGACAGACGUACGGCGGACGAAUGGCGGAAUGGGCUCAAAGCUCGCGGACUUCACGCGAGUACUUUGGGACUGAGAUACGACGCCAGUACUCCUGAUGCCUCGUGGCUGUGUGCCUUUUGUGAGAGAGGCCCGCACCACGCUGGCCUAGGAGACCUAUUCGGACCCUAUACGGUUGACACUGCCUGUGAUGAAUUUAGAUCGCUAGACGAAUUAUCACAGGCCCGUUUCCCUAGCGUGGAAGCCGGAGCAGAAGUUUGGUUCCACGAAGCAUGCGCGGUAUGGGCCCCGGGGCUCGUCGCCAUCGGUGCCCGAAUUUGGGGCCUCGCGCAAGCCGUUUGGGGCUCUCGGGCCUCAAAGUGCGCACAUUGUUCCACGUCCGGAGCGCCAAUUGCCUGCGCGACCAGAACUUGUCGUGCUAGGGCUCACCUGCCCUGUGCUCGCACCAACAAGUGGCAGUUGGACGAUGAAAACUUCAAGGCUGUCUGUCCUCGACACGCUUAGCACACUGCCUAAUAGUGAUAGUGUUAUACCAGUGAUUAUGAAAGUGUUUGUGAAGUGAUGAUGCCAAUCUUGGUGACUCUUUAAAGUAUAGAUUGGUUAGUCGUGCACUUGUUUGUGUUUGGCCGGAGGGUACCCACAAGUCUUUCAGUUUGUAUUACAGCCCGAGAGUGAACUUGCCUGGUAAGAAAACAGAACACAUAUGCCUAUCCUGACCUGGAUCACGGUCAUCAGUUUUUAGGAUGUAAUGACAUAUUGAAAUUAACAUUGGCCUUGUAGAAUGAAAUCUUGAAUUUAGGCUGAUGGAGUUUACCAAUAAAAAAAUUUUUAAUGAAGUUAACUAGAAUUCAUGAAGGUCCUAAAGACCAAAUUUGUAUGUAUUGUGGUCCGUAAUGCAUUCAUUUCAACUACAAAUGGUCUCCCUGUACCUGUGUGACAGUCAUGCCUCAGUUACCGUAAUAACCCAACUUAUAUAGUAUAACAACUCGGUUCUUGUUUUAAGGGACCAAAAAUUAACUUCCGAACACCUAAUCCCUUUAAUCUAGCAUUGGAAUAUUCUUGAAUCUUAAUUAGUAGCUUGUGCGAUUUAGUAUUUUAGCACAAAUUAUUUGUAACGGGUGAUAGAUCACAUGGAGUGGAUGCGGUUCAAAUGCAAUUCAUUUGUUGAAUUAUUACAAUUUUGUAUAAAUUUUACAGUAUUUUAUUGAGCUGUCAAUACUCAAUCGCUUUUAAUGGUUUCAAAUUCUUUAAAUACUUUUGUAUCUGAAAUUGGAAUCUCUCAUAAAAUUUCAAUCAUGUUUUGAGUAAUUUUGCCAAAUAAUUCUUACCGAAUUCGAGAAUAAAAUUCAUAUAACCAGAGGUGUUCUGAUGCCAAAUGCUUAAUUGCAUUUUCUAUAUUUUUGUGAUAUGAGUAUGUCGUAACAAUUAUGGAUCUUAGUUUUUUUUAAUAUUGUAUUAUGGUGAAGAAAACUUAAUACCGUUUAUAUAGAAGUAAGAGUCAAAUUUGGAAGUAUCACUGGCGGUAUGAUAAGUGCAUAAUAUGUUUAGUAUAGAUAAUUGUAGAUAUAUACUUUGUUAUAAAGUUUUAGAAGUAAUUUAUGAAUUGCAGCAUCACUGUACAUAAGUCAUGGAAUUGUAUAUAUAGUGUAAUGUAUAUAUCAAUUGUAGCAUCAGAACACCAUUUAUUAGUUGUAGGCAAACUGUACUAUAUAUUGUACAGUUAAAGCCUCAUAGGAUUAAAAUUCUAUACAGGUGGACGGAGAUGGAUUUAAAAGGCAAAAAUAAAAUUAAACCUCAUUUAAAAUCAGUAUUUUUUGCAACUGAAAUUUUGACAGUGACAAAUAGCAUUAUUUGUGCAUAGAUUGUAUACAAUUUUAGAAUAUAAAAAAUUUAAUGACUACUUCAAUCUUUGUUAGUUGUUUGUCUGUGGCAGUAAGGUUAUUCUUGAAAAGGUUGCCAGUUUUUUCUUACAAAUUAAAUGAUAUUAUGACACUUUGUGGACACCUGUAUAGUUUUUGACUGUACUUUAUAUUGUAUAGGCAUAAGCGCCAAUGUUAUAUAUGGAAUAAAACUAUUUACUCUAUUGAAACUGUGUUUAGUUAAUACCUAUUAGGUCUACAACAAAGCAUACUAUGUGUUACAAUACGACUGCAUAAAAUAUAAUGUUAGAAUAUUUUUUUUGUAUACCCAAACCACAAGUAAUACAAUUUUUAUUAAUUUAAUACAUUAGCACAGUCUAAAAUUUUGUUUCAAAAAUGGAUAUCAGUUAAAUUUUUAUGUCAAUGUUAGCGAUAUACUUCAAACUCCCGCCUUUGUAUCUUUAUUAUUUACUGAGAAUCAUUCAUAUAUAUUUCUUGUGAUAUUAAAAUAUUCCAUUGCCAAUAUAGUAUUGGAGAAAAAAAAAUAUUCGAAAAAAUUCCAAUUUCUCGGGUUCGUAGAAGUAAAUGAUUAAAGGAAAUAAUACCAUUUUAAAAUAUGUUUGUAUUGUAUAUAAAAAUUUAAUAUUCUUAGUUAAUAUACCAAAAUAUUGCUGUAAUCUCUUCUAUUAUUAUUAUGUUUACAGUCUCCAUAAGUUAUUCAUAUAGAAAAUGUAUAAUUCGUUUUAAAACUCAUACAGUUUCCGACAGAAAUAGUUUUAUUUCAAUAUAAAUAUUAAGAAAAUCUGAAGACAGUAUUUAUUAGAAGUAUCCAUAAAAUUAGUGAAAAUCAAGCUAAGAAACGUCGCGGGCGAUUUUAUUGUUGAUAAAAAUUAAACCAACCAAUUUAAAUUGGUUGAUCUGAUAAGUGUACAAUAAAUGUGAUAGUGUAUUUAAUUUGUUUCUAUGUUUAAAAGUCGGAAAUUAUAUUUAUUUUGACAAAGACUAGAACAUUAUGUCUGAAAAAAAAGAACAACUGCAAUGAAUUGAACAAAAUAACAUGAAUGGGUAAGUUUCUAAGUCAAGACUCAACUAAAAGACUUCCUUAUGUCAAAUUCAUAUUUUGACACAUGGAGGUGAUACUUACCCUGAGUCGACUUUGAGCUGUACCCAUAAACGAUCUGUCAUUUAAAACACAUAAUUGAAACCAAGGUUAUAUUUAAAAAUACAUAUAAUCACUAAACCAGAAAAAUAUUAACGAAAAUUGCCUUAAUACACUAUCGCGUUUAUUUUAAACUUACAUAUUCUAGAAAAAAUAUGUAAAGAUAUAUAAAUUGUAUCUAACAAUAAAAUACAGUGUUGCCAUCAGCUACCAAACUAGUCGCCAAGUUUUUAAUUUCUAUAAAGGAUUAAUAAUGGAAAUAAUGUAUGAUUUAUCUUAAGUCAUUAAAAGCUUGAAGAAAUACUUAAUGCAACAGUGUUACGAGUUCAUUUUGGAAAGUGAUAGGAAUCGAAACUCAUGUGAUAAUAGGGAACUCUUUUUUAAUACCGAAGGUUCAUUAUUCUUUGCGCGCAAUGCUUAUAACUCUUUCAAUUGCCAAAAUAUUCUUGUAAGACUACUAUCUAAAUAUAUACUUUUUGUCAAUGUUCUAAAGACAUUUUUAGUCUAUGGCUGAAAACGGUUUAACAGUGUUGCCCGUUAACAAAUGGAGACUUCAUAAAGUGAAAAACGCAGCAAUAACGCAAAUACAGGUUAUUGCCCACGAAUAUACAAUAAACAUAUUGUUAUACUUGUUACUCACGUUUUCACCAAGAAAAAUAAUUUAUUUGAAUACAAAAUUAUCAGAAACAAUGAAAUUAAAACUUUGAGCAUUUUUGCACUUUUUAAAAUAUUAUUUAGUCAACGCGGAUCACUAUUGAAAUCCUAAAAGAUAACAAAAUGUUUUAAGCAUUUGUAUAUUAUGCUUUGAGUAGCUUUGAUAAAAUUUUAACUAAAUGAAUUUUAGCGGGAAUGUGGUGUAAGUUAAUCAAACUUUCCAGUGAAUUAGAAUAGAUGUAGAGGAGAUUAACGUACAAAUUUAUAGUAGGAAUGAUCAGGCCAGUUUAGUGUUUUAAAAGUUUAUUCAGACAUGGCGCGUAGAUGCGAACAAUAUCGGAUACUCCAAAGCCUUUAUAAUUGUAAAUGGUGUAAUUUUUUUAAACAAUUACGGCAAAUUUACUUUAAGUAUGUAAUUGUUAUAAAUUAUAUUUAUCAUGACAUUAUAAGCAAAUUGAAAUACAACAUGUUUAAAAUGA